UGAAAUAAUACAUAGCUGGUUAGUGGUUACCACAUAAAAAAAUUUAAAAAAAAAAAAGAGAGAGAGAACAAAAAAUGCUGGUCACUUGCAAAAUUAAAGUGGAAUAAGUAAAAAAAGAGAGACCACCUAAGGGAAAGACGUGAGAAGCAGAGACCGCUUUCCUCUUUGUCCAAGAUGCGAAAGCGCUCCCUUCUAUCAACUUAUGCAAACGGUAAAGGGACGUAGAUCUCUUUCAGAGUUUCCACGUUUUCUGUGGUUUGAGGAGACGGCUUUUUGGUUUUGAGAUUUGACCAUGGAGUUCUUAGACGAAGAUGCCCGACCCAGAUUCGUCCUCCAAUCGAAGCCUACACCCGAGCCCGCCCAAUCGUCCCAAGAUCCCCCAUCUCUCCGUAAACCCACUCUCUUCAUUUCUCUCACUGUCUCUGCUCUUUUCCUCGCUCUGUCAUUCCUCUACUUCACCUUAGAUCCCUUCCAAUCCCUCUUCAUAUGGUUCUCUCUUUCCCUCCUCGUCGGCCCAUUUGCUCCCCUCUCCCUCACCGCCGGCGACAUCCGGGUCGGCCUUGGCCCACCCCUACCGGAACCCACAAAGGAAACUGAAAUAUCUGAUGAGGUUAGCAAAAGAAGCGGUAGAAGGUCAGUAAAAUCUACAAGGAGACAAGACGGGUCAGGAAAUGGAUCCGGGUCAACCAGGCCGGAUUACGGCUGGGAAGCGGUGGAACAAAAUGGGUUAUCGGUGAAUGGAAAUGGGUCAGUUGCAAAAUUUGAGAAGAGCGGGGGGAAGGUUGUGAAUGAGGAGGUGCAGUGGGAUGCGGGGGAUGACGAGUUGUUGAAGAAGUUGAUGGGGAAGCAUCCGGUAGGGAAGCCGGGACGUUGGGAGGCUGUAGCUGAGGGUUUUAAGGGCAGGCAUAGCGUAGACAGUGUGAUAAAGAGAUCAAAGGAAAUGGGGGAAAAAAAAGUGAGUGACGAGGAUAGUUAUAAGAAGUUUUUGAAGGAUAGGAAGCCGGUGGAUAGGCGAAUCGAGGGGGGAAAUGAGAGUCAUGUUGGAGGAUUGCAGAGCGUUGAAGCGAAGGGAGACAGUAGUGGAUGGAGUGCUGGGGAGGAUUUAGCAUUGCUUAAUGCUCUAAAAUCCUUUCCUAAGGAUGUAGCAAUGAGGUGGGAGAAGAUUGCAGCUGCUGUGCCUGGGAAAACGAAGGCGGCUUGUAUGAAAAGAGUGGCAGAAUUGAAGAAGGAUUUCAGGAGUUCUAAGGCUGCUUCUAGUGAGGCUUAGAUAAGAGAGUGGCAAUCGAAUUCUGGCUGCCUUGAGAAGGCACAGACAGCAAUAUUAAACAAAACGGAUACACACAGGAAGGAUUGGCACUUCAUUCACUGGGAGAAACCACCGACGGGUUGGACCAAAGUAAAUGUAGAUGGGGCGUCAGCAGGCAAUCCGGGGGUGGCUGGAGCUGGAGGGAUUAUGAGAAAUGAGUUCGGUAUAUGGAAAGGAGGGUUUGAGGUGAAUUUGGGAGUAGCUUCGAAUAUAGCUGCAGAGCUAUGGGGAAUCAUACAUGGACUAUGGUUGGCCUGGGAAGCUGGACAUAAGAGAGUGAUUGUAGAAACAGAUUCAAAAGCUGCGAUUUUGCUUCUGGACAAGCCACCUCACUUGAGCCCUUACUCUAAUCUGCUAAAACAAAUUGAUCAGUGGAGACACGAGGAAUGGGAGAUGAGGAUAUCGCAUAUUUGGCGGGAAGGAAACAAUAGUGCGGAUUGUUUAGCUAAAGAUAGCCUCAAUAAGGAGUCAGGGUUGUAUCAUUUACAGAGCCCACCGGAUAUAGUUCGGAGAUGGAUGAACUUGGAUAUUGUGGGAGUAACCACCCUCCGUUUAGUAUCUAUGUAUUGAGCUACUUAGCUCUCCUUGAUAACCAAAAAAAAUAUCAUAAGCAGCAAUACUUGGCACCAGGUAUGAGCAAUGUCACGCUGAUACAGAAUAACAGAGAUUAA
Molecule: messenger RNA, 1977 nt
Organism: Coffea arabica (coffee)
Lineage: Eukaryota; Viridiplantae; Streptophyta; Magnoliopsida; Gentianales; Rubiaceae
Product: transcription factor MAMYB
Biological process (GO): regulation of translational fidelity; 'de novo' cotranslational protein folding
Cellular component (GO): cytosol
Molecular function (GO): ribosome binding; Hsp70 protein binding
Source: RefSeq, a predicted model, not a curated record